This is a messenger RNA of Meloidogyne enterolobii, 204 nucleotides long. NCBI's taxonomy places the organism in Eukaryota, Metazoa, Nematoda, Chromadorea, Rhabditida, Meloidogynidae. The record is from the annotation of a GenBank genome assembly.
CUUUCUUUUAUUUACGAAAGACUAAUUGAUUAUGGAAAGUUUAUGACUAGAGAAAAUUUUAUAGAGUUUUUGGCUACUUAUGGAAUUGAAAUAGUAGAUAAUGAUAUUGAUGUGUUAAUGAUGACGGAUGAUGAAAUAGAUAAUGGCGAUUAUGAUCCAGAGCAGAAAUACCCAGAACUUGAUUCUGUUAAUGCAAUAAGGUAG